CAGCCUUACACAAAAAUGUGUAAAAUCCUUGGGUCAAUAUUUCAAAAAUUUUAGAUAAUGAAACAAUAAAGUAUAUAAGUAAAAAAAAACAGUAUGUCGACGCUAAUCACCUAACACCCUACAAUGAACGAAAUAUUUGAACAAUGAAUUUUAGUAUCAGCAUAAUUUUUGGCAUAUUGCUGAGCUUGGUCAGCAUUGUAAACUGCCUGCCCGUACCUCUGAACAUCAGGGUGCUUGAGACCAGCGUAGAAGCAGCUAUAUCAGAAGAAAACUACAACUUUUUUGAUGAAUAUUUCAAGAAUGCUGGUUUCAUGAGCUUGUACUAAUUGAAUGAAAAUAAAUAUAUUAAUCAUAUA
Acanthoscelides obtectus is the source of this 356-nucleotide messenger RNA. The record is from the annotation of a GenBank genome assembly. NCBI's taxonomy places the organism in Eukaryota, Metazoa, Arthropoda, Insecta, Coleoptera, Chrysomelidae.